Molecule: messenger RNA, 1483 nt
Organism: Peromyscus californicus insignis
Lineage: Eukaryota; Metazoa; Chordata; Mammalia; Rodentia; Cricetidae
Product: origin recognition complex subunit 4-like
Biological process (GO): DNA replication; DNA replication initiation
Cellular component (GO): nucleus; nuclear origin of replication recognition complex
Molecular function (GO): DNA replication origin binding; ATP hydrolysis activity
Source: RefSeq, a predicted model, not a curated record
UGAAGCGGGGCCGAGGAGGAGGUGAAGAGCCUGGGUACUCGCAGGCGGCGGCAGCCGGCUUAAAAGCCCCGGUGCAGGCAGGCUUCCCCGCGAGAGGAUUUGAGUUGGUCGAAAUGAGCAAUCGUAAAACAAAGAGCAAUAGCACAAUACAUGCAGAGUGUCUAUCAGAGGUACAAAGAAUUUUUCGUGAAAGAUUUUGUCAUCAGAGUCCACAUAGUAACCUAUUUGGAGUGAAUCUACAAUACAAGCAUUUACUUGACCUCCUCAAAAGAACUGUUAUCAAUGGAGAAAGUAACUCUGUACUCAUUGUUGGGCCACGAGGAUCAGGAAAGACCAUGUUAAUAAAUCAUGCUUUGAAAGAACUCAUGGAAAUAAGAGAAGUGAGUGAAAAUGUGUUACAAGUUCACCUAAAUGGACUGCUGCAGAUAAAUGACAAAAUUGCUUUGAAAGAGAUCACAAGGCAAUUAAAUCUAGAAAAUGUAGUUGGAGAUAAAGUUUUUGGAAGCUUUGCUGAAAACCUUUCAUUUCUUCUGGAAGCUUUAAAAAAAGGUGACCGGGCUAGCAGUUGCCCAGUGAUCUUCAUACUGGAUGAAUUUGAUCUUUUUGCUCAUCAGAAAAACCAGACACUCCUUUAUAAUCUGUUUGACAUUUCUCAGUCUGCACAGACGCCAGUAGCGGUUAUUGGUCUUACAUGUAGAUUGGAUAUUUUGGAACUCUUAGAAAAAAGAGUGAAGUCACGGUUUUCUCACCGGCAGAUACAUUUAAUGAAUUCAUUUGGUUUUCCACAAUAUAUAAAAAUAUUUAAAGAACAAUUAUCUCUACCUGCAGAAUUCCCAGAUAAAGCUUUUGCUGAGAGGUGGAAUGAGAAUACUCAGUGUCUCUCAGAAGACUCAACUGUGUGUGAAGUUCUACAGAAACAUUUCAAUGUCAACAAAAACUUACGGUCAUUACAUAUGCUAUUGAUGCUUGCUUUAAAUCGAGUAACAGUAUCACACCCAUUUAUGACGAUGGAGGCACAGCAUUUGUGUAGCUUGGAUUCUAAAGCAAGUAUUGUACAUGGUCUAUCAGUCUUGGAAAUCUGUCUUAUAAUAGCAAUGAAACAUUUAAAUGACAUCUAUGAAGAAGAGCCCUUUAAUUUUCAAAUGGUCUAUAAUGAGUUUCAGAAAUUUAUUCAAAGAAAGGCUCAUUCUGUUUAUAACUUUGAGAAACCUGUGGUCAUGAAGGCAUUUGAGCAUUUACAACAGUUGGAAUUAAUAAAACCCAUGGAAAGAACUUCAGUGAAUUCACAGAGAGAAUACCAGCUAGUGAAACUACUUUUGGAUAAUACUCAAAUUAUGAAUGCUCUACAGAAGUACUCCAACUGCCCUACAGAUGUCAGACAGUGGGCAACAUCCUCACUAAGCUGGCUUUGAACAUUUUAAGUAUAUUUCUGUAAAGACCUAAAAGCUACUGCCCUUCAACAAGAUAUGUUAUUACAUUCCUU